Molecule: messenger RNA, 480 nt
Organism: Capsicum annuum
Lineage: Eukaryota; Viridiplantae; Streptophyta; Magnoliopsida; Solanales; Solanaceae
Exons: 2
Molecular function (GO): nucleic acid binding
Source: RefSeq, a predicted model, not a curated record
AUGAAGUACAUAUUGGUAGCUAUUGAUUAUGUUUCGAAAUGGGUUAGAGAAAUUGCACUUCCUAACAAUGAAGCAAGGAGUUUCAUAACUCUUUUGAGAAAGAAUAUAUUUUCUCGAUCCGGUGCUUCACCCUAUCAGCUUGUGUAUGGCAAAGCUUUCUAUUUAUCAAUUGAGAUUGAUCAUAAGGCAUUAUGGGCAUUGAAGAAGGUGAAUUUAGAGUGGAAGGAUGCAGCUAAGUCAAGGUUGAAUAAUAUCACAUAUGAAAUUUCAGCAAUUCACAAAGAUAAGAUGAAGUUGUAUCAUGACCGAAAGAUUGAGAAGUGGGUAAUUGAGAAAGGUAACCAAGUGUUACUAUAUAACUCCAGGCUGUACUUGUUUCCUGGAAAGCUGACGUCUAGAUGUCAUGGCCCAUUCAUAUUUUCAAAAGUCUAUUCCUAUGGUGCCAUUGAACUACAGAAAGAUGGUUCACAACUAUUCAAG